Messenger RNA from Sciurus carolinensis (gray squirrel), 2205 nucleotides. RefSeq names its product MYC binding protein (gene Mycbp). The transcript is spliced from 5 exons. Gene Ontology annotation, biological process: regulation of DNA-templated transcription. Lineage: Eukaryota; Metazoa; Chordata; Mammalia; Rodentia; Sciuridae. Gene Ontology annotation, molecular function: transcription coactivator activity. Gene Ontology annotation, cellular component: nucleus. The coding region runs from base 49 to 408 and encodes 119 amino acids. The record is from RefSeq and is a predicted model, not a curated record.
UCCCAGCCCGUGAUUUGCAAGUGCGCAAGCGCGCGCGCCCCUCCGCGCAUGAGCAGUGCUCCUCCGAGCCCGCCAGCCACGGUCUCCGGCGCCAGCUACGCCGCGGCCGCUGUCACUAUGGCCCAUUACAAAGCCGCCGACUCGAAGCGCGAGCAGUUCCGGAGGUACUUGGAGAAGUCUGGGGUGCUGGACACGCUGACCAAAGUGUUGGUAGCCUUAUAUGAAGAACCAGAGAAACCUAAUAGUGCUUUGGAUUUUUUAAAGCAUCACUUAGGAGCUGCUACCCCAGAAAAUCCGGAAAUAGAGUUGCUCCGCUUAGAAUUGGCAGAAAUGAAAGAGAAAUAUGAAGCUACUGUAGAAGAAAAUAAAAAACUGAAAGCAAAGAAUGGCAACAUAGAGGUUGGAUAAUCACACCUUAGGUGGAAAUGACCUGCUUAAACUGCAGUACCAGCCAGUGAUGUUUCAGAAUCUGGGGUCAGCCUGGCUUCUGGAGAGCCUCUUCAACAUUUCUAUCAAGGAUUUGGGUGAAGACUGUGUAUAAGAAGAUACUUAAUGGAUCAGAAAAUGGAUCUCUUCAGUCCUGCUAUGCUUCAGCUGGCUUAUCUAUAAAAUAUAGAUUUCACAUCUUGCCUUCCUCAGAAGGUUGCUGUAAAGAUCAAAUUAAAUAUUGUGGAUGUAAAACAAGUGCCUUGAAAACUGCAAAAGGGUUACAUACAGAUCAGGUGGUAGUAGUGCUAAAUCUGUAAGUGCCACAAGGGCUGGUUGGGUAGACAAUACUGGAACAAAUCUUAAAAUGAUUAUCAAUCUGGAAGUACCCAAACUGCUGGACCUAAACCAAAAGCUGAAAUAUCAAGUCUUAUAUUUAGGUUAAAAAUGCAGUUAUAUUAGUUUAGAAAAUAAGAUUGUUAACAAAGUACUAGUUCCAGUGAUUGUCAGUGUGAACGACUUUAUAUUCCACGGAUACUUUAAAAAAAAUUUCCAUUCUGGAAAGCAUUAGGAAUAUUGUCCAGGUGCUAAAUAGUUAUCCUGAAGGUUGUAUUGGUUAGUACUGCUCUGUAGGUGCCAGACAUUGGAAGGAUGUUGAUAAGUUUGAAUGCAUUUAAAGGAAGAACAACCAUAGGGAAAGGGGAUUUGAAAAUAUGAGUCUGUUGUUCAAUAUGGUAGCUACUAGCUGCAUGUGGUGAUUAAAAUUAAAUAAAAAUCAGUUCCUUUGUCACACAGGCAAUGGUUCUAAUGCUCAAUCCACAUGUGGCCAGUGGCUACCAUAUAGAACAAAUUCAGAACAUUUCUAUCAUUACAGAAAGUUCUAUGGAACCGUUCCAUAGAAGGAAUAGUUGAGGGAACUUAAGAUGUUUAGUAUGGAAUAGAAAAGACCCUCUUGGUGGGUAAUGAAGACUGCAGUUUAAUAUCUGAAGGGCUAUUAGGAAAACAUGAUUCUAUUGUGUUCCAUUAUAGGCUUCAGGGUGUGAUUACUGACUUGAAUAAGAAAGUUUUAAGCAAAACUCUACCACAAUGGAAUAAGCUACCUUUUGAGAAAGUGAGCUCUCCUUCUUUGGAAUAUAGUCCAUGGGUUCUGCAUCCAUGGAUUCAACCAACAGUGGACUGAGAAUAUUUGGGAAAAAAAUGGUUUCUGUACUGAAUAUGUACACAUUUUUGUGUCUUGUCAUUAUUCCCAAACAAUACAACUACUAUUUGGGUAGUAUUUGCAUUGUUAGGUAUUAUAAGUAUGUAGGGAUGCUACAGAGUAUAUGGAAGGAGGAUGUGAGAAGGUUAUAUACAACUAGGCCAUUUUAUGUAAGGGACUUGAGCAUCCAUGAAUCCCUGUGGUGGGCAGUGUUGGAAGCAAUCCUCCCUGGAUACCGAAGACUAGUUAGGUGCAUUCUGCAUCGUUUACCAGUCAGACACACUAUAGAGUUGAUUCUUUUAGGUGAAAGGUUGGGUUAGAAUGACCUCUAAGGAUGUCCUACCUUUAACUUCUAGGUUCACACAUAACCAAAUCCUAGACCUGUAUGAAGUGUACUUUGCCUUCAUAAUAAAAAAAUCAGUCUCCUUGGAAGAUCAGGACCACCACCCUAACCUUUUUAUAAAACGUAUAUGGCUGUACUUUAAGAGGAUUCUGUUGUCAAAUUUCCUUCUAGAGACUGAAAAGCAAAAAUUCUUGUAUUUUUCUCAAACAUAUUUGGUAACCAACAUUUGCUUUAGUGU